Molecule: messenger RNA, 1068 nt
Organism: Labrus mixtus (cuckoo wrasse)
Lineage: Eukaryota; Metazoa; Chordata; Actinopteri; Labriformes; Labridae
Gene: cabp4
Product: calcium binding protein 4
Exons: 8
Coding region: 1-756 (251 amino acids)
Molecular function (GO): calcium ion binding
Source: RefSeq, a predicted model, not a curated record
AUGUCUCUGAAAAGCAAUAAAGGAGGAGCAGAAAGUAGACCGUCCUCUGCUACCAGCUCAUCUCCACGAGGCGGGAGGGGUGCGGUAGCUGGCAGGUCACCAGCUUCUGGGAGAUUCAAAAACAAGGCCCUUCAGCUCAGCCUCUCCAAGAAAUUCUGCUCUAAGUCAAAGUCCCCCGCGGCCCAGGCGAAGGGCUCUGAAGAGGUCGAGGCUCGCCGGAACAGCAAGAGGAGCAGCCACAGCUCAGCGGUGGCCGCUGCCUACAUCUCCUACCUCAAUAAACUCUUUGGACAGGAGCGAGAUUUGAUGCCAGGGGAGUUGGAUGAGCUGCAGGAGGCCUUUAAGGAAUUUGACUACGACGCGGAUGGUUUCAUCCAUUACAAAGACAUCGCAGACUGCAUGAGGACCAUGGGCUACAUGCCUACAGAGAUGGAGCUGAUCGAGAUCAUCCAGCAAAUCAAGAUGAGAUGGGGUGGUCACGUAGACUUCGACGAUUUCUGCCAGUUAAUGGGGCCGAGGAUGCUGGCUGAGACGGCUAACAUGGUCGGCCUGAAGGAGCUCCGCUGUGCCUUCAAACAGUUUGACUGCGACGGCGAUGGAAAGAUCACGUUGGAUGAGCUGAAAGAGGGCACGAAGACCCUCCUGGGGGAGAAGCUGAAGAAAGGUGAGCUUGAGGAAAUCCUCGCCGACAUUGACCUCAACAAAGAUGGCAACAUCGACUUUGAUGAGUUUGUUAUGAUGCUGUCUGCGCUGUGACCUCUGAUGGUGCUGAAGACUGGAGCACACAACACAGCAGCUCGUGAACACGGCGUUCUUCCUGCUGGCUAUCAGCACUCUGUGUUGCAGGUGUCUAAAUAUAACAUGAAGAGAUCUGUUCAUGUUUUCUAACGACAGUUGAGAUGGGUUGAGUGUAAGUGCAGAGGGUGAGUUAUAAAACAGAAUAUAGUGAAUAACAAUAAUGCACCACUGUCGCCCCCUAGUGCUAAAGAAUAUAUAUGUAUAAACGCUCUAGCUCUACAAAUUGAAGAUUUAUCAGCAAAGGUUUAAGAGAGGUUUAUAAUCUAAACU